This is a messenger RNA of Pimephales promelas (fathead minnow), 2392 nucleotides long. It is a transcript of the gene mapk15, whose product is annotated as mitogen-activated protein kinase 15. Gene Ontology annotation, molecular function: ATP binding; MAP kinase activity. Lineage: Eukaryota; Metazoa; Chordata; Actinopteri; Cypriniformes; Leuciscidae. The record is from RefSeq and is a predicted model, not a curated record. Gene Ontology annotation, biological process: protein phosphorylation.
UUGCAUAGUUUUGUCUCUAUGGUGACAAACAAUUACAAAACCAAGUGAUGCUUAACGUUAUUUUUUUUAGCAGGCCAUCGAUUCUCUAUAAGCGACCGCAGAUAUUAAUGGUGAAGACAUACGUAAACACUUGCUGUUAUUUUCAACAGGUCGCGUUUAGAGUUUAUGUAACUCCGUUUAAAUGUUUGUAUUGUCAAUAGUGAUUACGAUUAGCAGGCGUAUUUAGAUGUUUUGUAGUAUUCGGCACAUCACCAAGGAAAAGUUUUCAUUUAUUAAAUAUAUUCGGGCAAUCCUGCAUUACUGACAGGAUUUUAUUCCUGCCAUGAUCAAGACAUCGUAAAUGGUAAAACAGGUAACGUUAAAAGUCGGGAUGAACAUCACUGAGGUGGAACAACACAUUAGCUUGAAGUAUGACAUCAAGAGAAGACUUGGAAAAGGGGCAUAUGGAAUAGUUUGGAAGGCGGUGGACAGGAAAACAGGAGAGAUUGUCGCUGUGAAGAAAAUCUUUGAUGCCUUCAGGAAUCGAACAGAUGCUCAGAGAACAUUCAGAGAAAUUAUGCUCCUUCAGGAGUUUGGGGAUCAUCCUAACAUAAUUAAAUUACUAAAUGUCAUCAGAGCCCAAAACGACAAAGACAUUUACCUCGUGUUUGAAUUCAUGGACACAGACCUACAUGCAGUAAUAAAGAAAGGAAGUCUAUUAAAAGACAUUCAUAAGCGUUAUGUAAUGUACCAGCUUCUUAAAGCAACAAAAUAUCUUCAUUCAGGCAACGUCAUUCACAGGGACCAAAAGCCAUCCAACAUCUUACUAGACUCAGAUUGCUUUGUGAAGCUGUGCGACUUUGGCUUGGCAAGAUCCCUGUACCAGAUCCAAGAGGAUGCGGUGAAUCCUGCCUUGACAGAGUAUGUGGCGACACGAUGGUACAGAGCUCCCGAAAUUCUCCUGGGAUCUAAUAGGUACACAAAAGGUGUGGACAUGUGGAGUAUAGGUUGCAUUCUGGGAGAGAUGCUCCUGGGCAAGCCGCUCUUCCCUGGGACGUCUACCAUUAAUCAAAUCGAAAAAAUCCUGAGCGUGAUUCCACAUCCUUCAACAGAGGAUGUGUUGGCCAUCAGAUCAGAGUAUGGGCCUUCUGUUAUUCAGAGAAUGCUGCUUAGACCACAGGUGCCAUUAGUCGAGGUUCUGCCAGCUUCAGUUCCACCUGACGCCCUUGAUUUAGUGCAGCGUCUGCUGGUGUUCAAUCCAGACAAGAGACUCAGUGCAGAGGAAGCCCUUCAGCACCCUUAUGUGUCCAAAUUUCACAACCCAGCCAGAGAGCCUCGUUUGGUCUGUGAUGUCAUUCUGCCGGUGGACGAUGACAUCCAACUCUCUGUUACUCAGUACAGAAACAAACUCUAUGAGAUGAUCCUGGAGAAAAGAGCCAGUCGGCAUAUGCAAAAACAACCUCAUUUCAGGCAGAAAUUAGAGGAGAAGACUGCAGAAGUGGAUGAGGACAGUGGAGUGGACAGAAGAGAUGGAGAUGGCAAGGGUUGUGUAGAUAGAGAUCCUGAAAGGAAAUCUCCCAGUGAUAAGAAGAGCCGUAAUGGACCUGGAGCAGCCGUUGCCAAACCUGUCAGACGGCCUGAGCGAAUACACGACGGCACCAGCCCGACACUAAGCCCCAGUGCAGGAAAACCCUGCUAUAACCCUAUCACACACAUGCCUAAUGGUUCGGUGAAGCCACCCCAGUACCCGUCUCCUCCUCAUCGGUUCGGCAGGAGGAGUCAGGAGACCGGUGUUGUCCCGCACACAGAUGGAACGGACGGGUCUGUGGAUGUGGAGCAACGAGGUCGUUCGGCCCCUGUGGGACGCACACACUCUUUCUCUCUCACUCUCGCACAGCCUCAAAAUAAUCCCCUGCUUCGCAAGGAUGAACCGUCUGUGUCCCCCGGGUUAUGCGUCACCUCUGCUCGCUUGAACCAGCGGUCUAAUUCGCAUUCACGUGAAGCCAGGCUUCCUCCGAGGUUCAGCAAGAAGGUUUUCCAGAGUAAUGCCAACGUUUCCGCAGCCGGGGAUCCUCGUGCAAAACUAGGCAGUUACUCUCAGGCGUACGGGACUAUCAGCAAGACCGGACUGGACAAUCUACUGAAGAACUGCCACUAGGUGUAAAGAUCAGAGAUCAUGAGAUGUCAUUGGAAUCUCCCACAGCAAAUAAAUAAAGUGGAUUUCACAUGAAAAGUAUACAAACUAUACAGUAUAGUCAUCACAUGCGGUGAGGAUUAUGGCCAUUGUGGAAGAUUCACAGAUUUGUGCUGCCAAUGACUUUAUUCCGAUGACUUUCAAUUCAGGUGUCAACGACUUGUUUGUAAAUAUGUGGUGAAAACAUUUAAUAAACUUGUUUAGAGAACCUCUAUGCAA